AUGACGUACGCGUUUUUAGUAGUUGCUUCUGUUGCUAUUACGCUAAAAUUAAUUUUUCUAAGUUUCUCGUUGUUUGUGACAUAUGAACAUGGGAAAAGUGAUGAAAAGGCAAAUAUGCAGACAAAGCAAAACAAAAAGGACGUGAUAAACACUUGGAAACAAUUUUCUCGUAAAUUCCUACCCAAAAUAUCGUAUUAUCCUGAAACAAGCAAUAAUAAUAUUAGUGCGAAACCA
Molecule: messenger RNA, 234 nt
Organism: Brenthis ino (lesser marbled fritillary)
Lineage: Eukaryota; Metazoa; Arthropoda; Insecta; Lepidoptera; Nymphalidae
Source: the annotation of a GenBank genome assembly